Syzygium oleosum is the source of this 3189-nucleotide messenger RNA. RefSeq names its product disease resistance protein RPV1-like. Gene Ontology annotation, molecular function: ADP binding; protein binding. The transcript has 6 exons. Lineage: Eukaryota; Viridiplantae; Streptophyta; Magnoliopsida; Myrtales; Myrtaceae. The record is from RefSeq and is a predicted model, not a curated record. Gene Ontology annotation, biological process: signal transduction; defense response. Bases 289 to 3189 code for a protein of 966 amino acids.
CUUCCGCAUAAUGCUGCGAAUAUUACUCGUACAAUAACUCAGCAGCCUUUAAGCACUCAGCAAUCAGCAUUGUUUAAGCACGCACAGUAGAGUGUUGUGUGUCGGUAAUCCAACGUUGAAGGCUGAGGAUUGGGGGAGAUCACAGCAGUGGGUGGGUUGUUUUGUUUGAACACUCCUCAGCUCCGAGUUUGAGUCCCGCGAGACAUUUCUACUAUUCCCAGAUCUGGGAUUUCCAUAUUUCUCUCCUCUGUUUCCUGCUCCAUCAAUCUCUUUUACAAUCGUCUCGAGAUGAAAAGGAAAGAACCCACUUAUUCAGAAUAUCCAAUCCACGGGCCCUCUUCCUCAUCGACCUCUCCAUGUGUAGGUGAUUAUGAAGGCAAAACCAAAAAGCCGAAGGGAAAUGAUUACGAAGUGUUCUUGAGCUUCAGAGGGGAAGAUACUCGCAAAGGCUUCACCGAUCAUCUCUAUCAUAACCUUCACCAUGCAGGAAUUCGCGUGUUCAGAGACGACAAUGAGCUCCGUGUUGGUGAGGAAAUUGGUCCAGAGCUUAUUUGCAGCAUUAAGCAGUCCACGAUCUUGAUCCCAAUUAUCUCUAAGAACUAUGCUUUCAGCAAAUGGUGCCUUCGUGAGCUGGCUCUAAUGUUGAAGUGCAAGAGAACCAAAGGGCAAAUAGUGCUGCCCAUAUUUUACAAAGUGAAACCCUCACAAGUGCGCCAUCUUACAGGGAGAUUCGAAGAUGCUAUCAAGGCACAUAAAGAGAAUAGGGACGAAAUGGUUUUGAAGGAAUGGAAAAAAGCGCUCAAAGAAGUGAAGGAAUGGGAAGAAGCGCUCAAAGAAGUCAGUUCUUUGAAAGGAUGGGAAUCGGAGAAAAUUGAUAACGGGCAUGAAGGAGCAUUGGUCAAAAUUGUUGUCACAUCAGUUAUGAGCCAGUUAAAAAGAACUUUUCAGUUAAUUGUUCCCCAACAGUUGGUUGGAAUUGAUGAUCAUAUCAAAAACAUUAUGAGCUUCAAAGAUGCUAAAUUCAAGGGUACAUGGAUUAUCGGAAUUCAUGGAAUGGGCGGUAUCGGUAAGACGACUCUUGCAAAGGCAUUAUUCAACAAACUCUUCGAUCAUUUUGAGAAUUGUAGAUUUGUGGCAGAUUGUCGGGAAACAUAUCAGCGCGAGGGUAUUAAAUGCCUACAAAAGCAACUCAUAUAUGGCCAUGGAAGUUCAUGUGAUGUGUCUAAUGUGGACGAGGGAAUCCGUCUUAUCAAAUCUAGAUUUGCACAUAAGAAAGCACUCAUUUUUCUUGAUGAUAUAGAUGAUGCUGCUCGCUUGAAAUAUUUGGUCGACCGUGGUUGGUUUAAAGCAGGAAGUAUAGUCAUCAUAACAACUAGAGACAAGGAUGUUCUUGGCCAAGUUAGUGCAGACCACAUGUACAAACUCAAUGAGUUGUCUGUGGAUCAAUCAUUGAUUUUAUUCAGUAGACAUGCAUUUCGACAGGAUUCUCCUCCAAGUGAUUAUGAAGUUAUCUGUCGUGAUGUCGUAUCUACUACCGACGGGCUUCCUUUAGCUCUUGAAGUAAUAGGUUGUUUCUUAUGUGGAAAGACACAAGGAGUAUGGAAAGAUACAUCACAGAAAUUGAAAAAAGUGCCUCAUAAGAAAGUGCAAGAGACGUUAAGAAUAAGUUACGACGCAUUAGAUUAUGAGGACAAACAGAUAUUUUUGGAUAUUGCAUGUUUUUUUAUUGGAUCAUCUAAACAAUAUCCGAAUUAUAUGUGGGAAAGCUGCAAUUUUUUCCCGGGGAAGGGGAUUGCAGUAUUGAGUCUUAUGUCCUUAAUUAAAAUUGACAAGUACGGCUAUCUAAGGAUGCAUGAUCAAUUGAGAGAUCUUGGAAGGGAAAUUGUACGUCUAGAAAAUCCGAAGGAGCCUCAAGAGCGUAGCAGAUUAUGGAUUAAUGAGGAAGCUAUAGAUGUGCUUGCAAGCAACAAGGGCACUAGUAAGAUUGAGGUCAUUCAUCUUGACAAGGGAGGAAGUUACACAGCGGAACAAUUUAAAGAACUGACCAAAUUGAGGUUCCUUAAAAUGACCAAUGCGAAGUUCACCGCAGAUUUCCAGAUCGUGCUUCCUCAAUUAAGAUGGCUUAAGUGCCAUGAUUGUCACUUGGACUUAGAAGUGGCCAACUUUCAUAUGAAGAAAUUAGUCGUGCUUGAUAUGUCGUGGACUCAAAUUUCAGAGAACUGGAGAGGAUGGGAUCCACUCAAGAUGUCAACUAAGCUCAAAGUUCUUAAGCUCUCAUAUUGUCAAUCUUUGAGAAAAACUCCCGACUUAUCCGAUUUCAAAAGCUUGGAGAUUUUGAUCCUUCAUGGAUGUGACAAUCUAGAAGAGAUUCAUCCUUCUAUCGAGGAUAUCAAGACCCUCGUCUCAUUGGAUGUUAGUUGGUGUAAAAAACUGAAGAAGCUAUCGGAACGAGUAGGUAGGAUGGAAGAAUUGAGGGAGAUCUUCUUAAAUGAUACUGCUAUACAAGACAUUCCUAUUCCGAGAGAUUGUUUGAUGAAAUUGGAGAAUGCCUCCUGUGAAGAUCUUACUCAACUUUCAAAAUCUAUGGACUCGAUCGAAAAGUGGGCAUCAUUGACUGAACUGAACCUAUCUGGAACAGGGAUUGAAGAAUUACCUGAAUCCAUUGGUUCUCUGAGAAAGCUCAAGACUUUUGAUGCCUCUUGUUGUAAAUCGUUAACCCGCAUACCCGGCUCCAUAGGCUCCCUCGUGUCUCUAUGGUGCUUGUCAUUACAGGAAUGCUACUCGUUGAGGGAGAUUCCCGACUCGAUCGGAAAGUUGGCAUCAUUGACUGAAUUGUACCUAUUUGAAACAGGGAUUGAAGAAUUAUCUGAAUCCAUUGGUUCUCUGAGAAAGCUCGAGACUCUCGAUGCCUCUUAUUGUAAAUCUUUAGCCCGUAUACCCAGCUCCAUAGUCUCCCUUAUGUCUCUGCGGAACUUGUUAUUAAACGGAUGCCCCUGUUUGAGAGAGAUUCCCGACUCGAUCGGAAUGUUGACAUCAUUGACUAAACUAGACCUAUCUAACACAAGGAUUGAAGAAUUACCCGAAUCCAUUGGUUCUCUGAGAAAGCUCGAGACUCUCGAUGCCUCUUAUUGUGAAUCUUUAGCCCGUAUACCCAGCUCCAUAGGCUCCCUCAUGUCUCUGCGGGAUUGA